Molecule: messenger RNA, 1873 nt
Organism: Dioscorea cayenensis subsp. rotundata (Guinea yam)
Lineage: Eukaryota; Viridiplantae; Streptophyta; Magnoliopsida; Dioscoreales; Dioscoreaceae
Product: 2-oxoisovalerate dehydrogenase subunit alpha 2, mitochondrial-like
Biological process (GO): branched-chain amino acid catabolic process
Molecular function (GO): oxidoreductase activity, acting on the aldehyde or oxo group of donors, disulfide as acceptor
Source: RefSeq, a predicted model, not a curated record
GUUUCAGAGCACCUAACAUCUUUUUUUUAUUUUACCUUGUUCUAAUUUAUUUUUUUUCAUUAAAUUCAUUGUCAGGAAGUCUCUGGAAACCUGGUGUUCUGGGGAGACACAAUCACAACUCUGAGUCAGCAAGUCGUUGUCCUGUUUGACCUGCUGGCCCAGCACAAAAGUCUCCGGUCAAAUCCCCAGCCAAUCAGUAACAACUUAUCACAAGAUCAAGAAUGGCUAAUCAUCAACUUCGGGGAAAGAUGAGUUUUUUAUUAGGCACAUGCAUGCGGAGUUCUUGGACUUCGUCCACGGCCACUGUUUGCUCUACAAGCGCACACAGGCAUAGAUUUCCAAGCUCCUUCAUGCCCAUGCUAUUUGCAUCAGCGUUUUUCUACUGCUAAGGCUGGAGAAUGUGUUUCUCAACCAUGUGAUGAUCCUAAUGACCAGGGUUUGGAUUUCCCUGGUGGUAAGGUUAGUUUUCAGUGCAAAUAUGAGAUUUCUAUCAGGGUCUCCAGAGGAACGCAUUAGUUGCUACCGUGUUCUUGAUGACUAUGGACAUAUAAUUUCAGGCAGCAGUUUCCAACAGAUAAACAAGGAAGUUGCCCUUAAAAUUUAUCAAGAUAUGGUCACUUUACAAACUAUGGACAUAAUUUUCUAUGAAGCCCAGAGGCAAGGAAGGAUUUCCUUUUAUCUCACUUCUAUUGGUGAAGAAGCCAUCAACAUUGCUUCUGCUGCUGCACUAACUAUGGAUGAUAUUGUUCUUCCCCAGUACAGAGAACCUGGUGUACUUUUAUGGCGAGGUUUUACUCUGCAAGAAUUUGCUAACCAUAAUUUUGGAAACAAGUCUGAUUAUGGCAAAGGACGGCAAAUGCCGAUUCAUUAUGGAUGCAAAAGACUCAAUUACUUAACUAUAUCAUCGCCAAUAUCUACACAGUUACCCCAAGCAGUUGGUGUGGCGUAUUCACUUAAAAUGGACAGGAAAAACGCCUGUGCAAUCACUUAUUUUGGAGAUGGUGCAACAAGUGAGGGAGAUUUUCAUGCUGCCUUAAAUUUUGCUGCUGUGUUGGAAGCCCCUAUUAUCUUCUUCUGUCGCAACAAUGGUUGGGCAAUCAGUACUCCUACAACAGAACAGUUUCGAAGUGAUGGUGCUGUAAUCAAAGGUCAGGCUUAUGGUAUUCGAAGCAUACGUGUUGAUGGUAACGAUGCUCUUGCGGUUUACAGUGCAGUUCGUGCUGCCCGGGAAAUGGUGAUAAGUGAAUGUCAGCCAGUUUUUGUAGAGGCACUUACAUAUCGAGUCGGUCACCACUCCACAUCAGAUGACUCCACCAAGUAUCGACCACUUGAUGAAAUCGAGCACUGGAGAACAGCAAGAGAUCCAGUCUCAAGAUACAGGAAAUGGAUCGAAAGGAAUGGCUGGUGGAAUGAUGAAGUUGAAGACAAUCUCAGAAGCAAUGUGAAGAAGGAGUUAUUGAAAGCUAUUCAAAUUGCGGAGAGAUUAGAGAAACCAGCAAUAAAUGAAUUGUUCACAGAUGUAUAUGAUGAGGCUCCUUCAAACCUUGUUGAGCAAGAGAAAUCACUGAGAGAGAUGGUCAAGAAACACCCAGAGGAUUACCCAUCUGAUGUACCUGUUUAAUCAAAAUGCAAUACAAUUGGCCAUCUAUAAUUUCAGGUUUGAUUCAUUAUAGUCUUGCAUGGCUUCAUACGAAGGCAUACACUAGUUUUCAACAAUCUGUUAGGGUUGAAGUAGUUUCUCCCUUGUGAUAGAACAUCAAGUCUGUUCAUCCACAGGUCCACAUUUUGUCAAUUGACCAUAGAGAUGAAUUUGGUUUGGAAGAGAAGAACUCAAAAAUAAAAAUAAAAAUAAAAAUGAUACAAUGUCAGACAA